AUGUGUUCCCAAUUCCAGAGAUGUUGUUUCUUGUCUGAUGUGAGUAAAGAGAAAAUACCAUGUCUGCAGCAAACAGUCCUCAGAAAUCUGCUGCGUGAUAAGAAUUUGCGUAUUGAGGAUUUGCGUAGAGGUAGGGCCAUGCUUCAAGAUCGUCUGCGAGGGUUGACACGCGUUUUGAUUGUUUUUGAUGAUAUAGAUAAUACAGAGCAAAUAGACAAUCUGUUAUGUGUAAAGGAUGUGCUGGGAAAUGGCAGUCUGAUUUUGGUGACAUCUAGAGACCAAACAUUGUUUGUCAGUUCUAAGAUAGAAAUAUACAAUGUUAAAUUACUAGUUGAGAAACAAGCCCAAGAGCUAUUCUGCUGGUAUGCCUUCGGCAACACCAAACCUGUUGACGAUUUGAAAGAUAUGGUGGAAGAGUUGGUUAGAAUGUGUGGUGGUUUUCCUUUGGCUUUGAAAAUUUUAGCGGGGCAGCUCCACAAUGAACGUGACCCAAGAAAGUGGAAGCAGCAGUUGGAAAGCCUCCGUAAACAACUGCCGAAAGACUUAUUACGAGGGAUAGUAAUGGAUACCUAUGAGUCUCUCGACAUUAGAGAGAAAGAGGCCUUUUUAGACGUUGCCCAUUUCUCAAUGAGAGAAGACAGAGAUCUGGUGGAGAGGGUUUUCGAUAGAUUUAAUGAUAAUGGUUUUCAAUGCCUUCAGACGCUCCGUCAGAAAAGCCUUGUGGAAUUUGAGCUUGCAGAUAUAAUUCGUUCAAGAGCAUUACAGGUUGAAAGCGUGGAUUGGAGUGUAGGUAUUUGGAGAAGAGCAAAGGGGAGCUUCAAAAUAAGAAUGCACGAUUUAGUGAGGGACUUGGAAGACAAAUCGGCAGACAGGAGUUACCUCUUCGCCUAUGUUGUUCAAACGAUAAAAUGA
Messenger RNA from Cryptomeria japonica (Japanese cedar), 912 nucleotides. RefSeq names its product TMV resistance protein N-like. Gene Ontology annotation, molecular function: ADP binding. Gene Ontology annotation, biological process: defense response. Bases 1 to 912 code for a protein of 303 amino acids. The transcript is spliced from 2 exons. The record is from RefSeq and is a predicted model, not a curated record. Lineage: Eukaryota; Viridiplantae; Streptophyta; Pinopsida; Cupressales; Cupressaceae.